AUGCAUGACGAUUUACUUAGUAAAAAGGUAGAUGAAAUAUUGGGAAUGGGAGAAGGAAUUAAGGCUCUUCUGUGUGACGAGGAUACAAAGAUAAUUCUUAGUAAUGUCAUUCCUCACUCAAAAUUCCUUGAAAAUGACUAUUUCUUGUUUGAUAAUAUAAUGAAUAGGAGGAGAGAGAAGAUACAAGGCAUCACCUGUGUGGUUGUAAUACGUCCAGAGAACAUAAGGUGGCUGAUAGAGGAAGUAGCAAGCCCUUUCUAUGAAAGAUACAUAGUCUUGUUCACUAAUCAAAUAGAUUCUUUGAUGCUGGAAAUCCUUGCCACGAGUGACGUAUACUGUGUCAUUUCAGAAGUCCACGAAAUAUAUAUGGACUUCUUUAAACAAGAUGACUUUCUAUAUACAUUCCACAGGGCAAAGACGAGCGACUUUACAUCUCCCUCUAUGAGAAAAAGAGCUUUAGAUGGCAUCUUCUCUCUUAUUAUGAAUCUUGGGGGUAUCCCAACAAUUAGAGUCCAAACAGGAGACAAGUACUUACUAGAAGACUCAGACGUGUUGAACACUAGGCUCACAGGACUUAAUCUUGAGCAGGGAGGGACGUUGAUAAUGCUGGACAGAUCCUUUGAUCUUUAUACACCAUUACUAUAUGAAUGGAGGUACCAGUCUUUACUUCAUGAACAUGCAGAUUAUGAGAACGGCGUUGUUAGGAUUGGGAAAAAAAGCUACUCAGUACUAGACGAUUCAUUCUUUAAUGCCUCAAAGUUUAAGGAUAUAUAUGAGGUUUCAGAAGACAUCAAGGGACUGAUCAAAAAAGCGGAAUUUAAAAAGAAGAGGCUUCAUGAAUUCAUUUUCGAUGAUCUAGAGGAAAAUACCAGGCUUUCUAGACAAUUAGAAGCACAUCUCUCCCAGCAUGGCCACGUAAUGAAGGCAUGUCUUAGACUCAAGGAUCUAAGUGAGAUGGAAAUGAAUAUUUUGAAAAACAACAAGGUUGGAAGGGAAGAAAUUGAUGAGUAUCUUGUAAGAAAAGAUGUUUCGAUCAUAGAGCGGAGUAAGCUGCUCAUAAUAUAUUCUCUUAGAAACAAAAAGAAUCCUAAUGAUGAGGUCAAAAGGUAUCCAGAUCUUAUAGAUGAAGUUGAGUCAUUUACAAAGAGAUAUCCACUUGGCAUGCCUAUAUGGCGAUAUUAUGGCUAUCGUUUUGAUGAUGAUGUUGACAUUAAGCUAGGAUAUCAGCCUGCAGUGAAAAGGGUUCUCCGCCAUUGGUGGACAAACAGGCUUGAUGGAAAAUAUUUCUCUACUGUAAGAGAGUCUGAGAACCCAAUGAACUACAUAAUAGUUUAUGUAAGAAAUGGAAUCACCUACUCGGAGUACCGAGCCUUGUGCGAAUACUACAACAUAGCAAUGAAGGGAAGGUCAAGGCUUUAUGUUGUUGGAGAUUCAAUGGUAUCCUACAAGAACAUCAUGAAAGGCAUUUAG
Molecule: messenger RNA, 1470 nt
Organism: Encephalitozoon romaleae SJ-2008
Lineage: Eukaryota; Fungi; Microsporidia; Unikaryonidae
Product: putative vacuolar protein sorting-associated Sec1-like protein
Exons: 1
Coding region: 1-1470 (489 amino acids)
Biological process (GO): vesicle-mediated transport; intracellular protein transport
Source: RefSeq, a predicted model, not a curated record